AUGGGCCAUCAUGGGGGCUACUACCUGAAGAAAUUUAUUGGUACUUUUUCAGUGUUUGGCGAUACACUUCCAAGCCACUGCUUCUAUUCAAUGGCGCCUCUUUCGGUAAGUAAUCCGACGUUUGCAAGAUAUGAUUCUGACGGUGGUAUGGUUGUUUCAGUAUUCGGUCUCCUUGGAGGUAUCGCAGCUUCCUAUACAGCUGUGUGUGAAUUGUUGGACGCGAAAAUGGCACCGCCUUGUUAUGUUCAAUGGUUCACUACCGGUUUGCAUGUGGCUGUUUCAAGUGGAGCAUCAACCCAUUGCUGUGGUCCCUUCAUGAAUUUGACUGUUAGUGGAGCUGAUCCGUUACAUGUCUGCCUAUAA
Molecule: messenger RNA, 363 nt
Organism: Haemonchus placei
Lineage: Eukaryota; Metazoa; Nematoda; Chromadorea; Rhabditida; Trichostrongylidae
Source: the annotation of a GenBank genome assembly